GAAUAUGAAAAGAUUCACCGAUGUGACAUAUGUCAAUAACUCUUUUUUGGAGACACGCCACAAUACCGAGUGCUCAUUAUUCUGUGAGCACGUGAAUGCAGCAGAAGGACGUAACGGGAACGCGCAUGCGCAGAAAUCGGCAGUCAAAUCGGCGAGCUGGCGCCAAACGCAGUGUGUCGCGCACGUACGGGGGGAAGCAGAGCGGCUCCUCGCUCCGGAACCGGCUGCUAACCGCUCGACGCCGUCUUCUGGACGCUGGGAAAUGUGUGACGGCCUCGACAAGUCCGCACAAAGCGCGUCCUUUGUAGCGCGUCCGUGAACGCAGCAGCUGAUCCAGUAGCGACGCUCAAGAUGCCUUCACUGACUCUCAAAGGGGUGACGGUGAAUUUCCCCUUCACCCCGUAUGACUGUCAGAAGGACUACAUGGGCAAAGUGAUUGAGUGUCUGCAGAAGAAGGAAAAUGGGGUCCUGGAGAGCCCCACGGGCACUGGUAAAACUCUGUGCCUGUUGUGUGCCACGCUGGCCUGGAGAGAGCACUUCAAGGACACCAUCUCUGCCCGCAAGAUCGCAGAGAAGUUACAAGGGCAGGAGAUGUUCUCCAGCACACCCAUGUCCUCCUGGGGGACGGCUGCGACGGACGGGGCAACUCCAGUGUACUAUACAGAUAUUCCCAAGAUCAUCUACGCGUCCAGGACUCACUCUCAGCUGGCGCAGGUCAUCGGUGAGCUGAAGAACACGUCGUACAGUCCCAAGGUGUGUGUGCUGGGAUCAAGGGAGCAGCUGUGCAUCAACCAGGAAGUGAUGCGCCAGGAGAGCAACCACGUCAAGGUCCAUAUGUGCAGAGGAAAGGUUUCCACCAGGUCGUGUGUCUACUACAAUAACGUUGAAGAGCGCACCACCGACCGGGAUCUGGUGAACUCCAUCCUUGAUGUGGAAGACUUGGUCAAAUUCGGUAACAAACAGAGGGUCUGUCCUUACUACCUGUCCCGGUCCUUGAAGCAGCAAGCAGACGUGAUCUUCAUGCCUUACAACUACCUGCUGGAUCCAAAGAGCCGCAGAGCUCACAACAUUGAGCUUAACGGAGCCGUGGUCAUCUUUGAUGAAGCUCACAAUGUGGAGAAGACUUGUGAAGAGUCCACUUCGUUCGACCUGACUCCUUACGACGUGGCCUCGGCCGUCAGCGCCGUGGACAAGCUGCUGGUGGAGCAGGCUACAGAAGCCUCCGCCUCCGAGGACUUCAACGUGGAGAACCUCAGCUCUGGUUUGAAAAUCGAUUUAGAAAGCAUUGGUAAGAUCAAACAGAUGCUGCUGGAUCUGGAGGCUGUCAUUGAUUCCUACGAUGUUCCAAGUGACAAAGGCCUCACGAAAGCCGGCAUCUUCAUCUAUGAACUACUAGAGCGCGUCCAACUGACCUACAGCAGCAAGACGGCCGUAUAUGAAGCUCUGGAGCAGAUCAUCGGACACCUAACAGGACGGCCGGGAAUCUUCCUGAACACUAGCGGGCUGCAGAAGCUGGCUGACAUCAUACAGCUGGUGUUCGUUGGUGACCCUUCAGAGAAGGACAAACGGCAGCAGAUGGAGUCCAAUACGGCUCAUUUUAAGGUUCACAUCCACCGAGACAACAGCUAUCAUAAGAAAGCACAAAGCACUGAUGUGUGGGCUUCACAUUCAUCUUCAUCGAAGAAACCAGGGAACAUCCUGAGCUACUGGUGCUUCUCUCCAGGCUUCAGCAUGCAGGACCUGAAGAGCCAAGGCGUGCGCUGCAUCAUCCUGACCAGCGGCACGCUCUCGCCCCUCUCCUCCUUCACCUGCGAGAUGAGGAUCCCGUUUCCCGUGAGUCUGGAGAACAGCCACGUGAUUGAGCGGGACCAGAUCUUCGUCGGCAUCGUUGAACGAGGCCCAGACGGAGUGCCCUUGAGCUCAGCGUUUGACCGAAGGUUCCUCCCUGAAAACAUGGCGUCUUUAGGCAACACUGUGGCUAACCUAAGCCGUGUGGUUCCUGAUGGUCUAUUAGUGUUUUUCCCCUCCUUCCCCUUAAUGGAGAAAACCCUGGACUUCUGGAGAACCAACGGACAUGCAGAGCGCAUUGAGAGCGUGAAGCCCAUGUUCGUUGAGCCGAAAGGAAAGGGCACCUUUAACGAGGUGAUUGAUGGAUAUUACCAAAAAGUCAAUGAUCCAACGUCCAAGGGGGGGACCUUCUUUGCCGUGUGCCGAGGCAAGGCCAGCGAAGGUCUGGACUUUGCGGACACCUUUGGUCGGGGCGUCAUCAUCACCGGCCUCCCUUUCCCUCCGAAGAUGGACCCCCGAGUCAUCUUGAAGAUGCAGUUCUUGGAUGAAAUGAGUCGGAGGAAAGCUCCUGGGCUGAAGUACCUGUCUGGGCAGGAGUGGUACAAGCAGCAGGCCUUCAGAGCGGUGAACCAGGCCAUCGGUAGAGUCAUCCGUCACAAGGACGACUAUGGAGCCAUCUUACUGUGCGAUCAAAGGUUUAAAGGCGCCGGCGCGAGGGCCCAGCUUCCGUCCUGGGUCCGCCCUUACGUGCGUCUCUACGAAAGCUUUGGGAACGUGAUCCGGGACGUGUCCCAGUUCUUCAGGGUGGCGAACAAACUGAGGCCUGUGGCGGAGAAGAAGUCUGCAGCCCGGAGCCACGAGGCCGCCUGCUCCCCAGACACCCCGUCCCCCGCCGCCCCCUCCUGCUCCUCCUCCCAACGCACCAACACCCAGAAGGCGAAGCAGCUGGACGCCCACCUCCCGAGCCUGAAGAGGAGGAGACUCCAUGAGCACUCCGUGGCCAAUGGAAUGGCCAGGAUCUGCAUCGAGUACGAGUCUGAGGCGCAGGAGGGUCCGAGGAGACCGGCCAACCUGCUGGAUGCCCUGGAGCAAGGGGCCCACCGGGGGGGAGCGGCCCCCAAUGCCGUCGCCGGGGUAGAGCAGGCAAACCAUUUGUCCACGCUGUCUCUUCAAUGUGACAAGAGGAUGGCUGAUGAGCUGCGCGGAGGGAAACGUAAAAUCAAGCUGGUGCAGGAACAGAAGCCGCGUGCAUCGGCAGACGUCUCUGGGGACGGUUCCUCCGGCGGCAGGGUCAAGGCUUUCCUGGCAGAGAUGAAGAGGUCGCUGAGCCAGUUCAACUUUGAGCGCGUCAUCCGGGCUCUGCAGACCUACAAGAAGAGCGACGAGCUGGAGGCUCUGCUGGCUGGGGCCGCGGUCCUCGCCGAGGACGCCAACACUCACCGCCUGCUGCGAGGCCUCUACCAGUUCGUCCGCCCGCAUCACAAGAAGAGCUUCGAUGAGCGGUGCCAGCAGCUGACCGGCCGGGGCUGCGGAUACAAACCCGAUCACUCGCUGUCUGUGGAGGAGAAGAAGGCCCUGGUGCCGAGGAGCGCCGCUGUGGCGGUGAGCUCGUCUGCCUGCAGUCAGCUGGACACACAGCAGCUCAACAGAGGAGGAGCCCACCUGAACCAGCCGAGAGCCCCUGAGGCUGCCGCUGUGGCGGUGAGCUCGUUUGCCUGCAGUCAGCUGGACACACAGCAGCUCAACAGAGGAGGAGCCCACCUGAACCAGCCGAGAGCCCCUGAGGCUGGUUGCGCGUCGAAGAGGGACGUCCCCGCUGCCUUUCUGGCCGAUGUGAAGAAAGCAAUCGGAGAAGAGAAAUCCACUCUGCUCUUUCAGGCCCUGCAGAGCUACAAGAAGAGCGACAACUACGACGACAUGGUGGGCACAGUAGUGAGCGUAUUCACGGAGAGAGACGAGGACUUCAUCCUUCUGAUCAGGUUCAGCAUGUUUAUUCCUGCUCGCCAUAAGAAGCGCUACAGAGACAUGUUGGAUGCUUUACAAGGGCAGUCCGUCUCUGCUGCAGACGUUCCUGCCGUGAGGGAAGACCAGCAGAGACCAGUUUCGCCAUCAUCGCCUUUCAAGACUCAAAGCAAGAUUUCCAGUUUUUUCUCCGGCAGCCAAAGGAAGUAGAAUCUGACAUGCAGGAACAUUGUGUUUGUAUUUCAAAUAGCUCAAAAAUAGUCCUGCUUCCACAACCAUGAACUGCCCCGUCCUGCUGUGAGGCAGUAAUCGUGCAUCUGCAUCUGCUAUAUUCAAUGAAUGUGAUAAAAAUGUAUUAUGUUUUAAUGUUAUGUUUUUAUAUUUAUUCAGCUAAUUAAAUUCCUGAAAGCAGAGUUGCCUCACUGAC
Messenger RNA from Gasterosteus aculeatus aculeatus (three-spined stickleback), 4177 nucleotides. RefSeq names its product regulator of telomere elongation helicase 1 (gene rtel1). Gene Ontology annotation, cellular component: nucleus. Gene Ontology annotation, biological process: negative regulation of t-circle formation; negative regulation of DNA recombination; DNA repair. Gene Ontology annotation, molecular function: hydrolase activity, acting on acid anhydrides, in phosphorus-containing anhydrides; ATP binding; DNA binding. The record is from RefSeq and is a predicted model, not a curated record. Lineage: Eukaryota; Metazoa; Chordata; Actinopteri; Perciformes; Gasterosteidae.